Messenger RNA from Olea europaea var. sylvestris, 1728 nucleotides. RefSeq lists its product as uncharacterized. NCBI's taxonomy places the organism in Eukaryota, Viridiplantae, Streptophyta, Magnoliopsida, Lamiales, Oleaceae. Bases 56 to 1405 code for a protein of 449 amino acids. The transcript has a single exon. The record is from RefSeq and is a predicted model, not a curated record.
UUGACAAUCUCCAUCUGCAAAUCUGAUAUUUUUCAUUGUCAAUACAAGUGCAACAAUGAAUCCCCCAACUGUCAAAUUUGUAUCAGAAUGCUUUAUCAAGCCCAUAUACAGUUCAGAAGAGUCAAAGAAACCUGUGUAUUUGGCACCAUGGGAUCUUAUGAUGCUGUCAGUGCAUUACAUCCAAAAGGGCCUCCUCUUUCCCAAGCCUCCAGGUUUUGAUGAAAAUUCACUCAAGGAUCUGCUGCAAAAGCUUAAAGAGACACUCUCUCUCACUCUUGUCCAUUUCUUCCCAUUGGCCGGUCGCUUUGCGACUUUGCAGCAAGACGAGCCUCCUCUUUACGCCGUCUAUAUCGACUGUGUCAAUAGUCCUGGGGCCAGAUUUAUUCAGGCAUCGCUCAAUUUGAGUGUCUCCGAUAUUCUGUCACCAACUGAUGUUCCCCUUGUUGUUCAAUCAUUCUUUGAUCAUGACAGGGCAAUCAAUCAUGAUGGUCACAACUUGUCUUUGUUAACGAUUCAAGUGACAGAACUGACUGAUGGCGUAUUCGUUGGAUGUUCAAUUAAUCAUGUGGUUGCUGAUGGAACCUCUUUCUGGCAUUUUUUCAAUGCGUGGUCUGAGGUUUUCAAAGCAAAAGUUGAGAACAAUUUAACCAUUUCUAGGCCACCUAUUCACAGCCAUUGGUUUCCUGAAGGGCAUGGUCCAAUUCUCAAUCUCCCUUUUACUCAUCACGAUCAAUUCACCAGUAGACACGAUGCACCUCUAUUGAGGGAAAGAAUUUUCCACAUUUCUUCCGAGUCACUGGCAAAACUCAAGGGAAAAGCCAAUUCUGAAUCCAACAGCACCAAGAUUUCGACCUUACAGGCAUUGUCUGCUCAUAUAUGGAGGUGUGUAACAAGGGCUCGGGGAUUUUUACCAGACGAGAACACCAGCUGCAGAAUGGCUAUCAAUAACAGAACGAGGUUGAAUCCGCCCUUACCUAAUGACUACUUUGGCAAUUGCAUACAGACAGUGAAAGCGACCACAACAGCUGGAGAAUUGCUAAGGAACAACCUAGGAUGGGCGGCUUGGCAGUUGCAUCAGACCGUGAUCGACCAUACCGACAAGAAGGUGCUUGAGUGGGUUGAUUCCUGGAUCCAAACUCACUUUAUAUAUCAGCUCGGGCAAUUCUUUGAUACUUCAAGCAUAAUGAUGGGGAGUUCACCAAGGUUUGAUAUGUACGGGAACGAAUUUGGACUGGGAAAAGCAUUGGCCAUUCGCAGUGGAUAUGCAAACAAAUUUGAUGGGAAAGUGACAUUAUAUCCAGGAAUUGAAGGUGCGACAAGCAUGGACUUGGAGAUCUGCCUUCAACCACAUUUCAUGAAAGCCCUUGAAUCUGACCAAGAGUUUAGGGAUACAGCAUGCUUCUAACUUCUCUGAUUCUGUAGCUCUGAAAGAAGUGGCUUUAGAUUGACGAAGAUCAGUUUUCUUUCCCUUAAAAUAAUUGGAUUUAAAAGUCAAAAAUAAUUAUUAAGUUUAAUAAGUCCAUAAAUUGUGAUGAAGUCCACAAACUAUUGGAUCAAUAUGUGCGUGAAUCAACAUUUUUGAUCACAUGUUCUUCAAUUCUUUUAUGAUUCUACCUACGUAAGAUAGUGAUUAUUGUUCUAUGAGUCAUUUAACAUUUGGCAUGAACGAUUAGGACAUACAAGUUAUAACACUUUGCGUAGACUAAUCAAAUUAGAUUUAUUACCAAA